Messenger RNA from Phialemonium atrogriseum, 924 nucleotides. Its product is annotated as methylthioadenosine phosphorylase. Gene Ontology annotation, biological process: nucleoside metabolic process. The transcript has 2 exons. Bases 1 to 924 code for a protein of 307 amino acids. The record is from RefSeq and is a predicted model, not a curated record. Gene Ontology annotation, molecular function: S-methyl-5-thioadenosine phosphorylase activity. Lineage: Eukaryota; Fungi; Ascomycota; Sordariomycetes; Cephalothecales; Cephalothecaceae. Gene Ontology annotation, cellular component: cytosol.
AUGGGUUCUCUACCGGAUCACUUCGACCGGCCCGUCCACAUUGCCGUGAUAGGAGGCACUGGGCUAGGCAAGAUCGAGGGCUACACACCCGUGGCGGCGCUCAACCCGCUGACGCCGUGGGGCUACGCGUCUGCGCCGAUCCAGAUCCUCGAGCACAACGGGGUGCCGAUCGCCUUCCUGGCCCGGCACGGCCUGCACCACCAGUUCGCGCCGCACGAGAUCCCGGUGCGCGCCAACAUCGCCGCGCUGCGCCAUAUCGGGGUGCGGACCAUCAUCGCCUUCUCGGCCGUGGGCUCGCUACUCGAGGAGAUCCGGCCCAUGGACUUUGUCGUCCCCGACCAGGUCAUCGACCGCACCAAGGGGAUCCGGCCCUUCACCUUCUUCGAGGGCGGGCUGGUCGGCCACGUCGGCUUCGCCGACCCGUUCGACCGGGGGGCCGCGGCCGUGGUGCGCCGCUGCGCCGCGGCCUUGAGCGGCGAGGGCGUGACGCUGCACUCGGGCGGCACCGUCGUGUGCAUGGAGGGCCCGCAGUUCAGCACCCGCGCCGAGAGCAACAUGUACCGGGCCUGGGGCGGGUCCGUCAUCAACAUGUCGGCCCUGCCCGAGGCCAAGCUCGCGCGCGAGGCCGAGCUGACCUACCAGAUGAUCUGCAUGGCCACCGACUACGACUGCUGGCACACCACCGACGACGUCGACGUCGGCAUGGUCAUGAAGUACAUGGAGGCCAACAGCGUCAACGCCAAGCGCCUCGUCGGCGCCGUCCUGGACGAGCUGUCCAAGCACGAGCAUAGCGACCUCGUCCUGGCCAAGCACUGGGAGGGCAGCUCCGCCAUGGGGGUCAAGUACUGCACGAAGCCUGAGGGCAGGGAUCCCGAGGCCGUGAAGAGAGUCGAGUAUCUGUUCCCGGGAUUUUUCGACAACUGA